Messenger RNA from Heterocephalus glaber (naked mole-rat), 2215 nucleotides. RefSeq names its product abhydrolase domain containing 3, phospholipase (gene Abhd3). Gene Ontology annotation, molecular function: acetylesterase activity; glycerophospholipid phospholipase A1 activity; monoacylglycerol lipase activity. Gene Ontology annotation, biological process: medium-chain fatty acid catabolic process; phosphatidylcholine metabolic process; medium-chain fatty acid biosynthetic process. The record is from RefSeq and is a predicted model, not a curated record. NCBI's taxonomy places the organism in Eukaryota, Metazoa, Chordata, Mammalia, Rodentia, Bathyergidae.
GGGCGGGCUCGGCGUUCCCGGGUCGCGGCGCGGCGCCCGUUCGUGGAAGCCGCGCUGUGCCAGGUAGGAGACGCCGGAGACGGGGCGCGGCGCCCGCGAUCGCCCGCGCCAUGCAGCACCUGGCCACGGAGCUGCGGAUGCUGUCCCGGGAGCUUUCGCUCUGCCUGGAGCGCCAAGUGCGCGUCGGGUUCUUCGGCUCGGGCAUGGGCUUGUCCUUGAUCCUGGGCUUCAGCGUCGCCUACGCCUGUUACUACCUGAGCAGCAUAGCCAAGAAGCCCCGGCUAGUGACGGGAGGCGAAAGUUUCAGCCGCUUUCUCCAGGAGCACUGUCCCGUGGUGACGGAAACUUACUACCCCACGGUCUGGUGCUGGGAGAGCCGAGGACAGACGCUGCUGAGACCUUUCAUCACCGCCAAGCCCCCGGUGCGCUACAGGAAUGAACUUAUUAAAACUGCAGAUGGAGGACAGAUUUCUUUGGACUGGUUUGAUAAUGAUAACAGUGCGUAUUAUACAGAUGCCAGCACCAGACCCACCAUCUUAUUGCUCCCUGGACUCACUGGAACAAGCAAGGAAUCCUAUAUCCUUCAUAUGAUCCAUCUCAGUGAAGAAUUAGGAUACAGGUGUGUGGUUUUUAACAACAGAGGAGUGGCGGGAGAGAAUCUCUUGACACCGAGGACUUACUGCUGCGCCAACACUGAAGACUUGGAGACAGUGAUUCAGUACGUGCAUGGCCUGUGCCCCUCUGCUCCUUUCCUGGCAGCGGGGGUCUCAAUGGGAGGAAUGCUGCUUCUAAAUUACCUGGGCAAAAUUGGGCCCAAAACUCCUCUGAUGGGAGCCGCAACAUUUUCUGUGGGCUGGAACACUUUCGCCUGCUCAGAGUCCCUGGAGAAGCCCCUGAACUGGCUGCUUUUUAAUUACUACUUGACCACCUGCCUCCAGUCUUCGGUUAAUAAGCACCGGCAUAUGUUUGUAAAACAAAUUGAUAUGGACCACGUAAUGAAGGCUAAAUCUAUCAGAGAGUUUGAUAAGCGAUUCACUUCCGUCAUGUUUGGCUACCGAACAAUUGACGAUUAUUACACCGACGCUAGCCCUAAUCGCAGGCUGAACUCUGUCGGGAUCCCAGUGCUGUGUCUCAAUUCUGUGGAUGAUGUUUUCUCUCCCAGUCAUGCUAUCCCAGUAGAGACUGCUAAGAAGAACCCCAAUGUCGCCUUGGUCCUUACUUCCUGCGGAGGCCACAUUGGCUUUCUGGAGGGGAUCUGGCCCAGGCAGUGCACGUACAUGGACCGCGUCUUCAAACAAUUUGUGCAGGCCAUGGUGGAGCACGGGUGGGAGCUGGCCCGCACUUAGUACCGUCCAUCUGUCCUUCUGUCUGUCCUUGCGCACGCCAGGCACAGCGCUGGCUUCUCGACAGGAAGCAGCCUUGAGGACCAGGAGGAAGGCGGAAGCUGGUUUUUAGGGACACAAAACCACUUUGUAGCAAGACAUCAGCCCUAGUUUAGAUUGUUACUUAAGGGCCAGGGAUUUAGCUCAGUGGUUUUGCUGGCUGCCUCGAAAAGUACAAGGACCCCAGUUCAAUCCCUGGUAUCAAAAAAAAAAAAGAAAGAAACUUCUAGCAUCUUAGAUUGUUACUUAAGUAGAUUUUAUUUUUCCUAUGCCUUACCAAGUAUGACCUUAAAUAAAGUAGUCCUUCCACAGAUGGAAUUGCACUUAACCAAAACUAUCGUGUAAACAGAGUUUAAUUCCUCAGGGUUUUAAUUUAGGCUAGUAUUUUUUUAGAUGACUCAUUUUAGGUGACUUAAUGGUACUUUACUAAGUGUUCAGAGAUCUAGUUGUUUGAAUAUAAGUUGUAAGUGGGCACAUGCCUAAGGAUAUUUUUAUUUUAAUGACGAUAACAUGAAACAAGAUAAAAUUCAAUCCACUAAAUCUUUUAUGUAGUCUAACUUUAAAAGCAAGUGCAGGCCCGGGGAUUUAGCUCAGUGGUUUCGACGCCUGCUGUGCAAGGGCAAGGACCCGAGUUUGAUCCCCAGUACCAAAAAAAAAAAAGCAAGUGCAACAAUGUUAGACGGACUUCUACGCAUUCUCUGUUACCCUGGUAAUAUUAAAUUAGAGCUGAUUUGUGUUUUAUAACGGUUAUGGUUUACAGGCUUAUUUUUUAAAUACUAUACGUGCACACAUAUUUAUCAUUAUAUUGAAAUAAAUUCUAUCAUUUUAAAUUA